AUGGGGUGUGUUCAAGGCAAGGGGUAUGGUUUCUCUCCGGAUAGGCUUGAGAGGAUGAAAGUAGAGAAUGGUUAUGAUAAAGGAAGUAGAGUUGAAAAACAACGACGAAGAGAACAACAACAACAACAACAAACGAGGGAUAUGGCUCGAAUUCGCGACCAUGUAGUACUUGACGAAGAGGAAAGAAAUGGUAGUACUAGAGAUCAAAAGGAAAAGAUUAAAGGAAGGGAUGGAAUUGGAAAUAUUGGAGUUAAAAUAGGAAUAAUUGAUCAAUCACAAAGAGGUACAAGUGGUAAUGGUAGGAAAAUAGGAGGAGAUGAAUUGGUGGAUGGAUGGCCUAAAUGGCUUGUUGAUAAUAUUCCUAAAGAGGUUUUGGUUGGUUUAGUUCCAAAAACUGCUGAUUCAUAUGAUAAGCUUGCUAAGGUAGGUCAAGGGACAUAUAGCAAUGUGUAUAAAGCUAGAGAUAGGAAGAGUGGGAAAAUAGUUGCCUUAAAGAAGGUUAGAUUUGAUACAAGUGAGCCAGAAAGUGUGAAAUUCAUGGCAAGAGAGAUCAUAAUAUUGAAAAGACUUGAUCAUCCAAAUAUUAUAAAACUUGAAGGAUUAGCCACUUCAAGAAUGCAAUAUAGUCUUUAUUUGGUUUUUGACUUUAUGCAAUCGGAUUUAACUAAACUUAUCAAUCAUACUCAAGAAAGACUCACUGAGCCUCAGAUAAAACGUUACAUGGAGCAAUUGUUAUCUGGACUUCAACAUUGUCAUGAGAGAGGAAUAUUGCAUAGAGAUAUUAAAGGGUCAAAUUUGCUAAUAGACAAAAAUGGGAUGCUCAAAAUUGCUGAUUUUGGACUUGCAAAUUUUUAUCAAACAAAGACAAAGAGGCCCCUAACAAGUAGAGUUGUGACACUUUGGUACAGAGCACCAGAAUUACUUUUGGGUUCUACUCAUUAUAGUGUUGGAAUUGAUCUUUGGAGUGCUGGUUGUCUUUUGGCUGAAAUGUUUGUUGGAAGACCUAUUUUGCCUGGUAGAAAUGAGAUUGAACAACUUCACAAGAUAUUUAAGUUAUGUGGUUCACCAACAGAGGAAUAUUGGAAGAAAGUAAAGCCACCAACAACAUUUAGGCCACCACAACACAAGCCUUGUUUUGGACAAAUUUUCCCAAAUUUGCCUCAUUCUGCUUUUCCCCUUUUAUACACACUUUUGUCUGUUGAGCCUCAUUUGAGGGGCACUGCUGCUACUGCCCUCCAAAAUGAAUUCUUUACAACAAGUCCAUUAGCAUGUGGGCUUUCUGAACUGCCUAUCAUCAAAGUAGAAGACGAUGGGCCUGCCCAAUCCAUUGAUAUAACAAGGAAGAGAGCUUCAAAAGGCAAACGGGUUAGGAAAAAUAGGGAGGGCUAUAGAAAAUUGCUCUCCAAUAUUUCUGAAAACUCAAAAGAGGAUGAUGAAAAGCAGCAAGGGGAGUUAAGUAACCAUAGUGGUGCAAGUAGCAGUAAUUCAUUUUCCUUAAGCAUGAUUAAUAAUAAUAAUAAUCAAAAUCCUCCUCCUUCACCAACUCCAUUUUUCAAAUUUAGAAAUAUUAAUCAAUCUUCUAAAACUGAGGCACAUCCUAAUGCUCUAAAAAAUAUAAAAAAUUAUCCAAUUUUAUUAGCCUCUAUUACUGAAGCAGCCAAAAAUUAUGAAGAUAACAGAUUGAGUCUCAAUCGUAGGUCAAUAUCCACCAUUGAUUUUAGAAAUCAUCAUGAUCUAAUGGACCACAACAUCUCUAAGUUAUUCAGCUUUGAAGAUACUAGUUAA
Messenger RNA from Solanum dulcamara, 1785 nucleotides. RefSeq names its product probable serine/threonine-protein kinase At1g54610. Gene Ontology annotation, molecular function: ATP binding; RNA polymerase II CTD heptapeptide repeat kinase activity; cyclin-dependent protein serine/threonine kinase activity. Gene Ontology annotation, biological process: protein phosphorylation; positive regulation of transcription elongation by RNA polymerase II. The record is from RefSeq and is a predicted model, not a curated record. The transcript is spliced from 7 exons. NCBI's taxonomy places the organism in Eukaryota, Viridiplantae, Streptophyta, Magnoliopsida, Solanales, Solanaceae. Gene Ontology annotation, cellular component: cyclin-dependent protein kinase holoenzyme complex; nucleus. Bases 1 to 1785 code for a protein of 594 amino acids.